CCCUGCCGCCGCCUCCGAUUCGCCCUGCACCUUCGCCUUCCCUGCCCCCGGGUUGGGUCCCCCGCUGCCCGCCUUCGCCGAUGCUCCUGGCGCGGAGUCCGCCGGCUGCCCCCUGGCCUUCAGGUUGGACCCGUACCCCUUCCAGGUCAUCCUGCGCUACACCUCGACCGACGCCCCCGCAAUCUGGUGGCUGGACCCAGAGCUGACCUAUGGCAAUGCCAAGCCUUUCGUCUUCACCCAGGGCCACUCUGUGUGCAACCGCUCCUUCUUCCCAUGCUUUGAUACACCGGCCGUCAAGUGCACCUACUCAGCCGUUGUCAAGGCCCCGUUAGGGGUACAGGUGCUGAUGAGCGCGACACGAAGCGUGUAUGUGGAGGAAGACGGCGUCUACCACUUCCACAUGGAUCACCCUGUACCCGCCUACCUCGUCGCCCUUGUGGCUGGAGACCUCAAGCCAGCAGACAUUGGGCCCAGGAGCCGUGUGUGGGCUGAGCCAUGCCUCCUACCCACAGCCACCAGCAAGCUAUCGGGUGUUGUGGAACAGUGGCUGAGUGCCGCAGAGCGAUUAUAUGGGCCAUACAUGUGGGGCAGAUAUGACAUCGUUUUCCUGCCACCCUCCUUCCCCAUCGUGGCCAUGGAGAAUCCGUGCCUCACCUUCAUCAUCUCCUCCAUCCUUGAGAGUGAUGAGUUCCUGGUGAUUGAUGUCAUCCACGAGGUGGCCCACAGCUGGUUCGGCAAUGCUGUCACCAAUGCCACUUGGGAGGAGAUGUGGCUGAGUGAGGGCCUGGCCACCUAUGCACAGCGCCGCAUCACCACAGAGACCUAUGGGGCAGCCUUCACCUGCCUAGAGACAGCCUUCCGCCUGGAUGCCCUGCAUAGGCAGAUGCGACUUCUUGGGGAGGAUAGUCCAGUUAGCAAGUUGCAAGUCAAGCUAGAACCAGGAGUGAAUCCCAGCCACCUGAUGAACCUGUUCACCUAUGAGAAGGGCUACUGCUUCGUGUACUACCUGUCCCAGCUCUGUGGGGAUCCCCAGCGCUUUGAUGACUUUCUCCGAGCCUAUGUGGAGAAAUACAAAUUCACCAGCGUGGUGGCCCAGGACCUGCUGGACUCCUUUUUGAGCUUCUUCCCCGAACUGAAGGAGCAGAGCGUGGACUGCCGGGCAGGGCUGGAGUUCGAGCGCUGGCUCAAUGCCACAGGCCCACCACUGGCUGAGCCAGACCUGUCUCAGGGGUCCAGCCUAACCCGGCCUGUAGAGACCCUCUUCCAGCUGUGGACUGCAGAGCCCCUGGAGCAAGCAGCAGCUUCAGCCAGUGCCAUUGACAUCUCCAAGUGGAGGACCUUCCAGACAGCACUGUUUCUGGACCGGCUGCUAGAUGGAUCCCCGUUGCCCCAGGAUGUGGUGAUGAGCCUGUCCAAAUGCUACUCGUCCCUGCUGGACUCCAUGAAUGCUGAGAUCCGCAUCCGCUGGCUGCAGAUCGUCGUCCGCAAUGACUACUAUCCCGAUCUCCACAGAGUCCGCCGCUUCCUGGAGAGCCAGAUGUCACGCAUGUACACCAUCCCGCUGUAUGAGGACCUCUGCACCGGUGCCCUCAAGUCCUUCGCGCUAGAGGUCUUCUACCAGACACAGGGCCGGCUGCAUCCCAACCUGCGCAGAACCAUCCAGCAGAUCCUGUCCCAGGGGCUAGGCCCCAGUGUUGAACCCACUGCAGAGACCAGCACAGAGCUGGGCAGUGCGGAGGCAGACACGAACCCAGACUCGCCAGCCCUGCUGCUCGGGGAUGAGGCCCCCAGUAGCACCAUCUCUCUCAGGGACGUCAAUGUGUCUGCCUAGCCUUGGUGACUGACCCUCGACCUCCCAGACACCACGAUUGUGCCUUUUGUGGUCCUGGCUGCCAUGACUGCGCCUUGGCUCUGGCCACGAGCUCUGCCCAGGACCAUAAGCCCCUCCCAUUGUCUCCAGGUCAGGGGCAUGGGGAAAAGGAUCUUGUGUCCAUUGAGGCCCAUGGACCAGGGCCCACCCUGUCCCUGCUCUCUUACACUGCAGGCCCCAGGGCUGGCUCAUACCCACCAUGCCUCCUGCCCCAACACUGACAGCCAUGCCUCACCCUGGAAGCCAGCAUCUGCUGAACACUGUUCUGAGGACAGUGACCCCAGCAGUCCCACAGCAGCAACCACAAUGUGCCUUACACAUGCCAGAGGCCCAGGAUGCAUGGUCCUGGGAUUGUGCUUUUCUGCUGGGCCCUGUGUGUGGCCCCUGGGCUAGACUUGCUGGAGGGACAGAGGGCAGAGGAACAAGGACACAGGCAUUCCAUCAGUUAGGGAUAGGGACAGAUGGAGAGGACGAACCUCCCAAGCAGGCCUCAGUCUGCACCUGGAGUCCAGGCCCCAGAAGCACAGGGAAUAGCAUGUCCUUGUGGCUACUUGGGUACCACUGGUGCUCUCCAUGCCUGUCCCAGGCUGUGGGCUUCAGCCUGGGGCCGCUGCAGCAGGAACCAUGGUGACUGUCCCAUUAAAUCUCCACUCUGCAGAUCUUACCUCCCUUCCUGUCACUACCUUGUCUUUUGUACCUAUCCAGCUGCCGAGGGUAAGACUGGAAGAGACGACAACUGGUCACGGGAACCAUGGUCAUAGCCUAUCCCAAUAUACCGACAUCAAGAGCCAGGUGGGAACCUACCCUGGAGGCCAAAAUAGGGGUCAGUAGGUGGCCUCUUGUUCUCAUCACCUCAUCAGACCUUGGCUGAGCACGAUCUCUUCAGGAUCCUAAAGAGGUUGUUUGUUGCCCUUAUUCUGGACUUUGACUCUGUAAUUCUGACCGCACCUCUGGCUCAGCACUGGAGCACCCAGACCUCCACAAGCAGGCUGCAAGGGAGGUGCGGGGGAUUGAUUGGGAGGUGCUGAGACUGAACUCUGGCACAGCAAGCUAUGGGGUUAGAUACCUCUGCUGACAAAGGGAAGCUCCGUGUUCACAGGGCAGCAAGUGGAGCCACUCUUUAUGGCUUCUCAAAGACAAGCUGGUGACAGGGCCACAGCUGGGACCACCUGGUACUCCGCAGCCUCCAACUUUAGCAGCAUGCUAUGGCAUGUCGUCCCAACCCACUGCCAGGCCAAGUCACAGCCAACUCCAUACAUGGUCCCAGGAAAAGGUGAGAUGAAUAACUUGAAACCUCCACCACUAGACACGAAAUUCACCUUCCCUCCUUUUCAGGGAUCUCCCCUCAGCAGAGGCAGCUAUAGCUUCCUCUAGUCAUACGCCCCAAAUGACUUAGGGUCACCUUUGUUGCAAGAUUAUGUGCCUGGUGCCUACCUGAGGCUCUAUCCCAUUCAAGAAUGAGAAACAUUCUCACAACCAGCAGGGGCAGAGGGGACAACUGCCGUGACACCUUACAGAAGAGAGGUGUUACUGUUCUCACUGCUGCAAUAGAAUCUAGCAGAAACAAA
Messenger RNA from Cricetulus griseus (Chinese hamster), 3438 nucleotides. NCBI's taxonomy places the organism in Eukaryota, Metazoa, Chordata, Mammalia, Rodentia, Cricetidae. The record is from RefSeq and is a predicted model, not a curated record.